UCUCAGUGUAAUGUCUAUGACUUCGUGCUCAAAAUUCCCAUCUUUUAUCCGUUAAACUGACGUAAUUCUCUGCUCAAAUUGUACCCUUUCGCUCGAUUCUGUGUCUCUGUCGAGCUUCAUCCAAUCCUGAUUGCAAACUAAACUUAUUGGAGCAAUGCGUCGGCGGGAGGAGAUUUCUUCUGCGCAGUCUAACCUGGCAAGCACCGAUGAAAGAAGUGGCAGCAGCCCUGCUGUUGAUAGAAGUCAGGAAACUGGUGUUGUCGUUAGUAGCCCAAGGAGAUCACCAUUCGUAUGGCUGAUUCUGUUCUUGGUGAUCACAUACUGUUCCUGGGCUGUUUAUAAUUAUCAGUUUGAGAGCUUGCCCAUGCCCCUUACUGCUGAGCAAGCAGGCAAGAGAGGUUUCUCGGAGAUAGAGGCAAUGAAGCAUGUGAAGGCUCUGACUGACUUUGGGCCGCAUCCUGUUGGCUCUGACGCUCUCGAUCUUGCUGUUCAGUAUGUUUUGGCAGCAGCAGAGAAAAUAAAUAAAACAGCCCACUGGGAGGUUGAGGUUGAAGUGGACUUUUUUCAUGCAAAUUCAGGCGCAAAUCGUCUGGUCAGUGGCUUGUUCCAGGGGAGAACACUAGUUUAUUCGGACUUAAAUCAUGUCAUAUUGAGAAUUUCGCCGAAAUAUGUAGAUGAAGCUGGAGAUAGCACAAUUCUGGUUUCUUCUCAUAUCGACACAGUUUUCUCAACGGAAGGGGCUGGAGACUGCAGCUCCUGUGUUGCUGUUAUGCUUGAACUUGCUCGGGCGGUUUCUCAAUGGGCUCAUGGAUUUAAAAAUGCUGUUAUAUUUUUGUUCAACACUGGUGAGGAAGAAGGUCUCAAUGGAGCUCACAGCUUCAUCACUCAGCAUCCUUGGAGCAAAACUGUUCGCAUGGCGAUUGAUUUGGAGGCAAUGGGCAUUGGAGGCAAGUCAGGGAUAUUUCAGACUGGCUCAAAUCCAUGGGCCAUUGAGAACUAUGCUUUGGUCGCUAAAUAUCCAUCUGGCCAUGUGAUUGCUCAAGAUCUUUUUGCUUCUGGAGCUAUUAAAUCCGCAACGGAUUUCCAAGUGUAUAAAGAGGUUGCAAACCUCUCAGGGCUUGACUUUGCUUACACAGAUAAUGGUGCAGUUUAUCACACUAAGAAUGACAAAUUAGAGCUAUUGAAAGCGGGAUCUCUUCAACAUCUUGGGGAAAACAUGCUCGCCUUUUUGCUCCAGACUGGUCCAUCCCGAGAUCUUUCUCAAGCCCAUAUGAUGAAAAACGAACAGAACUCGAAGGGCAAUUCAGCCAUAUAUUUCGACAUUUUGGGCAUGUAUAUGGUCUUGUACACAAAAAACUUCGCGAAUACGCUUCAUAAUUCGGUGAUAAUGCAGUCCCUUAUGAUAUGGGCAACAUCAUUGUUCAUGGGUGGAUACCCAGCAGCCGUUUCUUUGGGUCUGUCCUGUCUGAGCAUUAUUCUUAUGUGGAUAUUCUCGACAUGUUUCUCGGCUCUCGCGGCUUUCAUUCUACCUCUGAUAUCUUCUUCACCAGUCCCAUAUGUUGCAAGUCCGUGGCUAGUGGUUGGACUAUUUGGUGCACCAGCACUUCUAGGAGCCCUGACAGGCCAACACUUGGGCUUUCUGAUCCUUAAGAGUUACUUGUCAAAGGUCCACUCUGAAAGGAAGCAGUUAUCAACCUCUACUCGAGGUAAUUUGGCCAAGCUCGAAGCAGAGAGAUGGCUUUACAAAGGAGGCUUGAUCCAAUGGCUCAUCCUACUUGUGAUUGGAAACUACUUUGGACUUGGGUCUUCAUACUUGGCCCUCGCCUGGCUUGUUCCUCCAGCAUUUGCAUAUGGCCUUCUUGAAGCAACUUUAACCCCAGUGCGAUUCCCAAGGCCUCUUAAACUUGCAACUCUGCUCUUUGGCCUAUCUGUGCCGGUCUUGAUUUCUGCAGGCACAUUUAUUCGGUUAGCUGCAACAGUUGUGGCAAUGCUAGUUCGAUUUGACAGGAACCCUGGGAACAUUCCGGAUUGGUUGGGAAAUGUAAUUAUCUCCACGUUCAUAGCUCUAGUCAUAUCCCUGACAAUGGUGUAUCUCCUCUCGUAUGUUCACCUUUCAGGUGCAAAGAGAUACUUUGUCUUUGCAACUCUUCUCAUGUUUGGCCUCUCAGCGGCUGCAGUCUUCUCGGGCUUGGUUCCACCAUUCUCAGACGACACUGCAAGAGCUGUUAAUGUUGUCCAUGUCGUAGACGCGACAGGUAACAAGCAAGGGCAGGGUCCCACCUCUUAUGUGUCCUUUUUCUCUACGACUCCAGGUAAGUUGACCAAGGAGGUUGACCAGAUCGGAGAAGGCUUUGUUUGCGGAAGAGAUAAAGUCGUUGAUUUCAUCUCAUUCUCGGUCAAAUACGGGUGCUGGACCCAUGACGAAACCGAAGCUGGGUGGAGCGAAUCUGAUUUACCACUGCUUCUCAUUGGUGAUGAUACCGAUAGUGGGCUCAAAAGAAUCACUAGAGUCUCGAUCGACACAAAGAGUUCAGUAAGGUGGGUGCUCGCAAUAAAUACUGAAGAAGUAGAGGACUUCAAGUUGGAAGGAGAUUCCGAAGAGCUAAUCCCAUUGGAUGCAAAGAGCAGCAUUGACGGGUGGCAUAUAAUCCAGUUUGCAGGUGGAAAGAAUUCACCAGAAAAGUUCGACCUGACCCUGUUAUGGGGGAAGCAUUCUGCUGAUGAAGCUCGGAAGGCAGAAAAAGAGAAGACUCGGCAGCCCCUUCUGAAGCUUAGGACGGACUUGGACCGGACAACUCCCAAGGUAGAGAAAGUCCUGACAAAGCUGCCCUCCUGGUGUUCUCUGUUCGGGAAAUCCUCGUCGCCCUACACGCUCUCGUUCCUAAGAGAUCUCCCAGUUGACUUCUAGAUCGAAAGAGAUGUCGUUUCUUAGUUUUUUUUUAUGGGUUUUCUUCUUGAGAUAGAUUCUUCCUUACAGAACCAUCCUGUGUGAACUCAUUGCCCUGGAAUACCUAAUCAUAGGAGAAACCAUUACGAAUCAAUAACGGUUGAGUUACUCGUCA
Molecule: messenger RNA, 3062 nt
Organism: Punica granatum (pomegranate)
Lineage: Eukaryota; Viridiplantae; Streptophyta; Magnoliopsida; Myrtales; Lythraceae
Source: RefSeq, a predicted model, not a curated record